UCGAAACCUCAACUAUGGGGUUCGACGAAAACUGUCUGACUUAUUGGACCCUCAAGACAGCUGGAAAGACGUUAUUGUUUCAAUACAUAAACCCACAGGGGAGCCGAGGUACUCUCAGCAACAUCUAAGGUAAUGUGCCAAUCAGCUACUUCUCUGACGGCAGUGACACCAUCGCCAUCAUAACAAGUUGUUACCUUCUGUCAAGCCUGCAUGAUAUUUUGUAACAUGUUUUGGGUUGUUUCCCUUUUCUACUGCUCCAUUCUUGAACUAACCUUCAUAUAACAGGCGAUUUGAAGCAGUAGUUUUACAGGGAAGAAGUCCUACCAUGGAGCUACUGAAUGACUGGGGGACAUCUAACAGCACCGUGGGAGAGUUAGUGGACAUUCUGAUGAGCCACAGGUUAAUGGCUGCAGCCAGUAUUAUUCUACCAGAUGCAAUCAACAACCCCCGUCCAGCAGUCCCCCAGCCACCUGAUUCUCCCAGAGACAAAGAGAUGGUAGGCAACAGCGAUGCUGCAACAAGACCCCUGGGGAGGACAGAGGCACAGACAAAGGAACAGCCACCACCAGACAGCACCUCGGAGCCACAGGAGGACCCAGAACCCAAUGGCACUGCAGGUUUUCUCAGGCUUUCUUUCCACGAGCUGAAGAAGAUAACUGGUAAUUUUGACGAGAGGCCAGUGCGUGACGGUGGGAGCAGACUUGGUGAGGGCGGCUUUGGAACGGUCUACAAAGGCCUCAUCAAUGGCAAACCUGUGGCAGUGAAGAAACUACACUCAAUGGAAGACAUCUCACUUGAAGAGCUGAGCGUUCAGUUCAUUCAAGAGGUUCAAACUCUUAUGGCGUUGAAACACGAAAACCUAGUAGACAUGGUUGGCUUUUCCCGUGAUGGCCAUCACCCCUGUUUGGUGUAUGCUUACAUGUCCAAUGGUUCAUUGCUAGAUCGUCUGGCUUGCUUGGAUGGUAGCCCUCCUCUUUCCUGGCACAGGAGAUGUUUGAUCGCUGUGGGAACGGCCAGAGGCUUAGAUUAUCUGCACAGCAACCACCAUGUCCACAGAGAUGUCAAGAGUGGUAAUAUUUUGCUGGAUGAAUUGCUUGUGCCGAAGAUCUCCGAUUUUGGGCUGACCCGAGCCUCAGCCACGCGAUCGUCGGCGACAGUGAUGACAGAGAGGAUUGUGGGUACAACAGCAUACAUGGCAAAUGAGGCACUCAGGGGCGAGAUCACUCCUAAAUCUGACAUCUACAGUUUUGGAGUGGUGUUGCUAGAAAUAUUGUCAGGACUCCCGCCAGUCGAUGAAAACCGUGAUCCCAAGUUCCUGAUGGAGAUGAAAGAUGAGAUUGAUGAGGAGGAGAUGGCCCUGGAGGACUUUGUGGACAAGAAGAUGACAGACUGGGACCUGCCAUUGGUGGAGAGGACCUACUUCUUAGCGAGCGACUGUCUCAGUGACAAGAAGAACAAACGGCCACUGAUGGAAGAGGUCCUGACAGAGCUUGAAGAUGUUGUCAAAAGCAUUUCACUGGAACAGCUGGGACCCCAGAGUGAAGCAUAGACAACAGGAAGAACGACUAUCCCUCACUCAUUUUCCUUAAGUUUAAUUUGCUGAAGAAAAGGACCAAACAUGUUACACCAGUCUUGUAUUUUUUGCCAAAAUAAUAAAUAUAUUUUCCAUCUUU
Messenger RNA from Oncorhynchus masou masou (cherry salmon), 1673 nucleotides. Its product is annotated as interleukin-1 receptor-associated kinase 4-like. The transcript is spliced from 10 exons. Gene Ontology annotation, molecular function: ATP binding; protein serine/threonine kinase activity; protein binding. The record is from RefSeq and is a predicted model, not a curated record. NCBI's taxonomy places the organism in Eukaryota, Metazoa, Chordata, Actinopteri, Salmoniformes, Salmonidae. Gene Ontology annotation, biological process: protein phosphorylation; signal transduction. Bases 326 to 1549 code for a protein of 407 amino acids.